Helianthus annuus (common sunflower) is the source of this 503-nucleotide messenger RNA. RefSeq names its product E3 ubiquitin-protein ligase XBAT33-like. The record is from RefSeq and is a predicted model, not a curated record. The transcript has 2 exons. NCBI's taxonomy places the organism in Eukaryota, Viridiplantae, Streptophyta, Magnoliopsida, Asterales, Asteraceae. Gene Ontology annotation, molecular function: protein binding. The coding region runs from base 141 to 503 and encodes 120 amino acids.
UAUCCUCCACAAAUUCCCCAAAUUUCGUCUUCAACACACUGAUAGUUGACCUAAUUUCCAAUCGCACACAUUUCACCUAUAUAUCACCAUCUGCUUUCCGAUCCACAAUUCUUCACAAAAUUCGCUAAUAAUCGGUGAAAAUGGGGAACUCCUUUGGAUGUUCAGCCUCCGGUGAACGGUUGGUGUCGACUGCCAGAGAUGGAGACUUCAUUGAGGCGAAGAUGUUGCUCGAUUGUAACCCUUGUAUUGCGAAAUACUCCACUUUUGGUGGAUUGAAUUGCCCUCUUCACUUUGCCGCUGCUAAAGGCCAUAAUGAUAUUGUUGCAUUGCUGCUUGAUAAUGGAGCUGAUGUUAAUUCUAGGAAUUAUUGUGGUCAGGUAAUCAUUCUUCGGUUUCGAAAUCGACAUGGACAUCCAAUAUUAGCUUCGAAGAUAUGCUCACCGAAGUUCCGAGCGAUUCUCUGUUCUUCAUCGAUAAAUCCAAAGGUUAGAUUAAUAGCUUAA